Aethina tumida (small hive beetle) is the source of this 4347-nucleotide messenger RNA. It is a transcript of the gene sty, whose product is annotated as protein sprouty homolog 2. The transcript is spliced from 4 exons. Gene Ontology annotation, cellular component: membrane; cytosol. Gene Ontology annotation, biological process: animal organ development; multicellular organism development; negative regulation of MAP kinase activity. NCBI's taxonomy places the organism in Eukaryota, Metazoa, Arthropoda, Insecta, Coleoptera, Nitidulidae. The record is from RefSeq and is a predicted model, not a curated record. Bases 685 to 1599 code for a protein of 304 amino acids.
UGAAAGGAUGAAUAUUAAGGGACAGAACAUCCACGGAUUCCACGGAAGGCUGCGUUUCGCCAUCCGGUGCGCGGCCGGCACGCACAGCCACAGCCUCCUACCCAGCACCACGGUGGACGCGGCACCUCGGCCGCGGUGCGCGUGCGCGUGCGCCGCCUCACCCCGUCCGCUCGCCGUGGCCGCCUGCCCCCAGUCGCCGCGUGCACCGCCGCCACGUCUCACGCGUCCUCCGCCUCGCAUCCCCGGCCCGUACUCAAAACCGCCCCCCCGGGUACCGCGAGAGAACCGCCGCACCCUAACCGGCAACGUCGCCAACAGACAUGGCCGCCGCGCACCGAUCGGAUCUGUAUUACCGACACGAUCUUUUCAAAAGCAUCCCCGGCCCGACGUCCGAUUGAUUGUUGUUAUUGUUGUUGUUGUUUCGCGUGUGGCUAAACAGAUUGUGUUGGGAAUAUCAGUGUGUGGAGGAAGGUGGUGGUUGGCGAUUAGCUGGUCGUGAGAUUUUGGGUUUUUAGUUUGUCGGAAAGCCCAUCAAAUCAUUGAACCUGGACGUUAUUUUGCGAAGACGAAAAAAAUCGAUCAUUUUCGGUCAACUUCAGGAAUGUGAAAAAGCUGGCGACGAUGAGGGACCAAGGUGGUGCCUGGUCCGGGCGCUAGAACCGCCCCCCUGCCUUUGCCGGCCCUAUGGCCCAGCAUGGAGGCGCACCGUCCGUGCCGCGCGUGCACCAACGCCCUCGGGCGCCCAUCAUGAGCCGCCCGCCGCCGCUCACAGCGCCCCUGGUCCCGCUGCGAACGCCGCCGCCGCCGCCCACGUCGCAGCAGCCGCUGCCCUCAAUCCAACAACCGUCGACCGUUUCGGUCGUGACGGAUACGCGAACGUUAGUAGGAGGAAUAGUAGGAGGAGGAGGACCGGUCAGUCUGAUCCAGCCCAGGCCGGAGAAUGAACGCGCCACCAACGAGUACGUGGAGACGCCGUUCCGGCAGCCGCCUCCGUCGCCGCCGCCGCCCCCUCAGCCACCCCGGUCGCACCAUAGACCCACCAGGCUGCCCCUGCAUCCGCCCCUGCCGCCGGUCGUCACCAAGCAGCCGGGCUCCGGCGGCGGCGUCGGUGGCACGUCCACCUUCGUCAAGGAGCACCCGGCGGCGGCGCCGCUGGACUUGUGCACCAACGCCCGCUCGAGCAUCAUGUGUCCGGAGUGCGGGAGGUGCCGCUGCGACAGCUGUCGGCAGCCGCGGCCGCUGCCGCAACGGUGGGUGUGCAACGACGGUUGCCUGCUGUCGGCCGACUCGGCGGUCGACUACGCGUCGUGUCUGUGCUGCGCGAAGGCGCUGUUCUACCACUGCGCGGAGACGGAAGGCGGCGAGAGCUGCGCGGACGAUCCGUGCGGCUGCGGCCCCGAUCGGCGCAAGACGCGCUGGUGCUGCCUGGCGUCGCUGUCGUGCGUGCUGCCCUGCCUGUGGUUCUACUGGCCUCUGCGAGGCUGCAAGAAGCUCGUCGAGGAGUGCUACGCUAGGCAUACACGUUCGGGGUGCCGGUGUCGCAGGCCCGCCGUGCCCACGCCGGAGAAACGCCUGUUGGACUCGAACUCGGACUUUUGAUGGUGACGGUGAACGUGGGACGUCCAAGUGCGCACAGUGCUCACCGUUCGAUCUGUUGAUGUUGUUUACGGGCGCGUUGCCGGCCGCGACGCCGGCGACGCGGUCGCGACUGCCUUAUAUGUACCUACUACUGUAAAACGCUGAGGGAGGUCCGCCGCCGCUCGAACCCCCGCAACCCCGUCCAACCACAUUUCUAGUCAACCAGACGAAACUCACUCACAAUUGUAGUUACAACAGACCUCUUCGACCUUUUUUUGUUUUAUUUUAUUUUAUUUUUUCAACUUGAAACCUUGAACAAACUAAACUUAUCGGUUGGGGGUUCGAUCGACGACCGACCGCAACACAAUUAAUUUAUUUUUUUUUUUGUAAAUAAGUGUAACUCUAUAACUGAACUCAAUGAUAUUCCGUGCUUAAUGCCGUGUGCCCUGAUGGUAGUGACCGCAAAACCUCGACUGACCUCCCGGAACAUGCGCAGUUGUGUCCCCCCUCCAAAAACCUCUUCCUCCCACAUUAUUUUGUUUUUGUAAAUACUGUUUUAAUUAUUAUUAUUUUUUUAAAAAGCAUAUUCGGUAAACUGUUCUAAAAGAAAACGUUAAAUGUUUGCAGAGAGGGCACCGGUAGAAUACCGCGGUUCCCAGUAUUAUCUAGUCUUGUGCUCUGAUGAGACCGCGUCCGACCUUUAUCACGACCACAAAAAACGCUAAAUUAUUAUUAUUAUUAUUAUUAUUGUUACGGUUCUGGUGCUUAUUUGGGAGAUGAUUUUAAAGUCGUUUUUGACUAUGGCAUGAAUUUUUUCCAUUGUAAUUAUGUUCGACAUUCUAAUUAUUUCCUCAGGUACUGAAAUUAUUUUCAUGUUUUCGAAAUAUACCAAUCGAAAACAGUUUGAUCUAGCUGAAUUUUGAGAGAGACAUCAUGCACGACAGAGACAGAAAAAGUCUGCAAAUUUGCUUCGUAGUGGGAAUCUUUUAAUGUCUCUGUCAUGCAUGAUGUCUCUCUCAAAAUUCAGGCUUUCCAAUCGGUAUAAGUUUGACAAAUGAUAUUAAAUUUGUAAAUUAAAUAUUUAUUAUAUAUUUUUUAUUAUUAUCAAGUAUCGAUAGAUAACUAUUUCAUUUUUAUUAAAUACAUUUAAUGAAAACCAAAGAUCAAAAUUCCAGUUUAAUAUUUAUUAAAUUGUUUGAGGCGUCCAAAUAAAGAAAUAUUUUCAUGUUUUAAUAUUUGUAUAUUUUAUUACCAGUAAUUAUUUUAUUUUAAUAAAUAAUUAUUUACUGUUAUAUGACAAAAACCAAAUAUUCUAAUUUAAUAUUUUUUGGUUCAUUCAUUUUUUCUUAGUAAGGACAUAUUUUUUAUAUAUUUUAUCAUAUAUAUAAUUUUGGACAAAAAUGAAAUUAUUUUAUGUUUAUUAAAAUAAAAUAGAAUACUUACACAUACAAUUUGAUGUAAAUACAAUUUUACGAUAAUAAAAAUGUGUAAUGUGAUCAAUAUUAAGAAAACAAUCAUUUCAACGAGUUGCUUUUCUUAAAAGUCAUUUCCCAUUAAACAAAAAUGCGCCUCGAACAUAAAAAAAACCCUCGAAAAACGAGAGCCGAUAAAAUUCCUGGGUUCCAUUGAUUUCCCCCCUAGCCGAACGCCGAAAUUUCGGUGGGUUUCGGUUUCGUGGAACCCCGGGCCGUUUCACCAGGUAGUCGUGAGAAAAGUCGGACGCGGUCAGAAAAAGGUGUGAAUGUGCCUGUAAAUAAAUGAAAAUGGGACGAGUGUGUGUCAUUUAAAACAAAAAAAACAUAUUAUAUACCUAUAUAGCACUGAAAAUCUAGGGCGGUUUUCGGAUGUGAGUUAUUAAUGAAACAUUAUUGUAUUUUCUACAUGGCCUGGUUUAUGUUAUGUACACACGACAGGGUGUUUCACGCGCGAUGGAACGAAUUGUAACGCCGUUUUUUUUAUAUUACAAUUAUUGUAAAUGUUUCGCUGUAUGUCUUUUUAACUUUAGGUACAUCCGGCUUGCGGUCUUUUUCCGGCGGGAAGAGACCGGAAGACGCAAUUGUCGGGGGCAGCGUUGAUCUGUGCGAUCGGGAAGAUGUUUUCGUUUCCAUCCGAAUGGAACAGAUAGUCGCUAUUGUGCUGCACGAGGUGUAAACUGUGAUAAGACACCGAGAUAACGAACGCGCCACUUCAAUGCUGCCUUUUAUUACACGUAAUCGAUCCGUUAUUCAUAUUCUCUAUAAAUAAUACGUAUAUAAAAAAAAGUUGUAAGUGUUAUAAAAUUUACACGCAAAUAGAUCAGUGUCAGAUAAAUAACUUAUGUCUACACAAACAAUAAAUGUUCGAUGUAACCAGUCCAUUGGAUCGCAUUUCGUAGCGCAUGUACGUAAAGUGAGUAUGGCUGAAAUAAAACCGACGAGCCAAACCACAAAAAAUUUAUUAUACAUACAAAACCACUUAACUCGAUCGUGCGGUUUUAUUUCGGAAGUUUAGCAAAUCAAAACCAAACCACGCAUAAAAUGCACACACACGCACGUUAUUUUUAUUUCUUAUUAUUAUUAUUAUUAUUUUUCUAAUAUUCCUCCCUCUCGAGAAAAAUGAAUGUCCCACGUUUUGGUUUAGUAAACUUCAUACGUUUUGUAAAGGAGGGCAAUACUCUCACUAUAUUCGAGUGCCAAAAUGGCAUCCAAGCUGUAAAGCAAUUGUAUACAUGUACAUAUACUGUAAUAUUAUUAUCUAAUGUCAAUAACAAAGAAACCAACAAAUUUAAAA